Messenger RNA from Gordionus sp. m RMFG-2023, 3174 nucleotides. RefSeq names its product cullin-1-like. The record is from RefSeq and is a predicted model, not a curated record. Gene Ontology annotation, cellular component: SCF ubiquitin ligase complex. Gene Ontology annotation, biological process: SCF-dependent proteasomal ubiquitin-dependent protein catabolic process; protein ubiquitination. Gene Ontology annotation, molecular function: ubiquitin protein ligase binding; protein-macromolecule adaptor activity. The transcript is spliced from 19 exons. NCBI's taxonomy places the organism in Eukaryota, Metazoa, Nematomorpha, Gordioida, Chordodea, Parachordodidae. Bases 16 to 2730 code for a protein of 904 amino acids.
UUCAUAAAUUGAGAGAUGUCAAAUAUAAAGCACACAGAUUUAGACUAUAUAUGGGGAGAUUUAAAAGAAGGUUUAAAACAUAUAUAUUCUCAGAAAACUAUGAGUAAACAGCGCUAUAUCGAGUUAUAUACACAUGUAUAUAAUUAUUGUACAAGUGUUCAACAUAAUGUGAAUACUAAUAUCAAUAAUCUUGCACACCCUUAUUCCACUGGAUAUAGCAAAAAUUCAAAAACUAAAAAAAACCUCAUAGCCACACCUACUGGUGCUCAAUUUGUUGGUCUAGAACUCUAUCGAAGAUUAAAUGAUUUUCUUAAGACCCAUCUCUUGAAUCUUCUAGAAAAAACUCAAAAUGCUAUGGAUGAAAGUUUUUUGUCAUUUUAUGUGAAGCAAUGGGAAGAUUACUAUUUUUCAAGUGAUGUGCUAAAUGGAAUAUGUGCAUAUAUAAAUAGACAUUGGGUAAAGAGGGAAUGUGAUGAAGGUAGAAAAGGUAUAUAUGAAGUCUAUUAUUUAGCAUUGGUCAUGUGGAGAGAAUGCUUAUUCAAACCAUUGCACAAUCAAGUUACCAAUGCAGUACUCAAGCUUAUAGACAGGGAAAGAAAUGGUGAGACUAUAAACACUUCACUUAUUAGUGGUGUCCUUAAAAGUUAUGUCGAGAUCGGGGGCAAUGAAAUUUCACCAGAAGAUGACUCCACCCCGACCGAAAUUUUAAAUUAUUAUCCAUCCUCAAAUAUAUCUCUCAACCAACUUUCCAAAAAUGGCCUUAACAAAGAAGUCUCCCCUAAAAUCGGCAAUUCUUUCACCAAUAAAAAUAAUAAUACUCCGUUAAACGAUGACCCCACACAUAAUUCAAACGAAGAAGAUUUUCAAAUUCAUGCUAACCUCGAGGAUAGAAACGACAAAGACCCUAUCAAUGGUGUUUUCCUCGAUAAGGGAACCGGCCAUCCAUCCUACCCAUCCGUCACUUGUACAGGGUUUCUUUCCGUUUAUAAAUAUUUUUUCGAACGAGUGUUUCUACAGGAUACAGAACGAUAUUACAAGAGAGAGAGCAGCGAAUUCCUGGGGAAAAACCCAAUAACCGAAUAUAUGAAAAAAGCCGAAAUGCGGCUUAUGGAAGAACAAAAGCGGGUAAAUUUAUAUUUGCAUCCUUCUACCAUGGAAAUAUUGCUCAAAAAAUGCGAACAAGUUCUUAUUCAACAACACCUAGAUACGUUUUAUUCUGAAUUUCAAAAUCUACUCAAUACUAAUAAAAACGAAGGAACGCGUUCUGGAACUUUCCAAAAUAUGGGAUGGAACAUAUUUUUUAAGCUGGAACGGAACCUGGGACGUAAAAAUAUAUUUGCUUCAGACAUAGGCAGAAUGUAUUGCCUAGUAUCAAGAAUUCCUGAUGCUUUGAACGAAUUGAAAACUCUUUUGCAACAACAUAUAAUCAACCAGGGCCUAACUUCUAUUGCUAACAGUUGUGAAACUGCUAUUACAGAUUCUAAAACUUACGUCAACAUAAUUUUAGAGGUGCACAACAAAUAUAACUCUUUAGUCAUUUCUGCAUUUAACAAUGAUUCAGGGUUCGUCGCUGCCCUAGAUAAAGCGUGUGGAACAUUUAUUAAUAAAAACGCCGUUACAUCUAUGUCGAAUUCUAGCAAAAGUCCUGAAUUAUUAGCCAAAUACUGCGAUUUACAACUCAAAAAAAGCUCUAAGAAUCCAGAAGAAUCUGAACUCGAAGAAAUACUAAAUCAAAUAAUGAUAGUGUUCAAAUACAUAGAGGACAAGGACGUGUUUCAAAAUUAUUAUGGACGAAUGCUUGCCAAACGUUUGAUAUUUCAAAUAUCGACUAGUGACGAUGCGGAAGCUAGUAUGAUAUCCAAACUUAAGCAAACCUGUGGUUUUGAAUAUACGUCCAAGCUACAGAGGAUGUUUCAAGACAUAGGCGUAAGCAAAGGUCUAAACGAACGGUUUAAAAGAGAAAUGGAAAAGUCUGGGACGACACUUGGGCUCGAUUUUAGCAUUCAAGUGGUAAGCUCGGGCUCUUGGCCUUUUCAAAACUCGUUUACAUACGUUCUUCCUCCCGAAUUGGAAAAAAGUUACGAAAAAUUUUCGUCAUUUUACGCAAGUCAACACACUGGUAGAAAAUUGACCUGGCUUUAUCACUUAUCCAAAGGUGAAAUUGUCAGUAAUUGUUUCAAGAACAAAUACACUUUCCAGGUAUCCACAUACCAAAUGGCGGUUAUAUUGCAAUAUAAUAAUUCCGAAAAAUUAUCUAUUCGUCAAAUACAAGAAAACACUCAAAUCAAAAUGGAAAUUUUGCUUCAAAUUUUGGCCAUUCUUUUGAAAUCAAAACUUCUCUUAGCAGAAGGUAUCGAAAGCACCGAAAAUUUUAUCGAAUCUAAAUUAAACUCCGAAACACAAAUCUCGUUAUACAAAGGAUAUAAAUACAAAAAGUUACGCGUCAACCUCAACCUUCCCAUGCGCACGGAACUUAAACUCGAACAAGAGAGCACUCACAAGGACAUAGAGGAGGACCGCAAAAUGGUGGUUCAAGCGGCUAUCGUUAGAAUUAUGAAGAUGAGACGAGUCCUAAAACAUCAACAGUUGAUGGCUGAACUCUUUAAUCAGCUAUCAGCCCGGUUCAAGCCCAGUGUCACCACUAUCAAGAAUUGUAUAAGUAUCCUUAUAGAAAAAGAUUACAUUGCUAGAAUGGAAGGUGACAAUAAUACAUACCAAUAUGUCGUUUAGACAAAGUUCGUCUAAUUUAUAAAAUUAAUAUUGAUUUAAAGUGGAUAAUGCAUAGAACAUCAAGAUCCUAUAUGUUUAUUAUAUAUAUGAAUAAUUGUUAUAUAUUUUAUAAGCUUAUAUGACAUAUAUAAUUAUAUCAUAUAAAUAAUUAUAAUAAAUUUAAUUACCUUGUGCAUUUCAUCCGCUCCAUUAAAAUAAUACAUAAUAUGCAAUUGAAAAAACUUCCAAGAAAUAUAAAAUUAUUGCACCCUGCUAUUUUAUACAAACGAGUAUUUAUAAUAUUUUUUAUUGAUACCUAUUAAAAUGUUUAAAUUUGAUAACUCUUAAUCAUUUUUUACUUGCAAAGAGAGAGCAUCCAUUAUAAAAUAAAGUUUUUUUUAAUUAAGUGCACUUCUCUUAAAAUAUUUUGCUAUAAGUGCGAAAUUUGUGUGAUAUCAUUAUAUU